AAAAGUAACUUCACUUUUUUCAAUAAAAAAAAAUUUAAUUUAAUAAUUUUAUUAUGUCGGAAGCAAAAAAGAAAAUUGUUCUUGCCUACAGUGGAGGUUUAGAUACAUCUUGUAUUUUAAAAUGGUUAAUUGAAAAAGGAUACGAUGUGAUUGUUUACGUGGCUGAUAUUGGUCAGGAGGAAGAUUUCGCAGCUGUUAGGGAGAAGGCUUGUAAAAUAGGUGCUUCGAAGGUAAUUAUUGAAGAUUUAAAAGAAAAAUUCAUCGUUUCGUAUGUGUGGCCUUUCGUGAAAUGUGGAUUAUUGUAUGAAGGAAGAUAUCUACUGGGAACAUCAUUGGCACGUCCUUGCAUCAGCGAAGGUUUAAUUAAUGCAGCGAAAAAGGAAAAUGCGAAAAUUAUUUCUCACGGAGCAACUGGAAAGGGAAACGAUCAAAUUCGAUUUGAACUUAGUUGUUACACUCUCUAUCCGGAAGUGGAGAUAGUCGCUCCAUGGAGAGAUGCGGAAUUUUUCAAUCGAUUUCAAGGCAGAUCUGAUUUAAUAGAUUAUGAAAAAAAUGGAAUUCCAGUGUCGGCGACUCCAAAAGAUCCUUGGAGUAUGGAUGCCAAUCUUUUGCACAUUAGCUAUGAAUCGGGAAUUUUAGAAAAUCCGAAUAAUUCUGCUCCUGAAAAUUUGUAUAAAUUGACGAAAGAUCCAUUUAUUUGUUCUGAUAAAUUUCAAGAGAUAGAAAUUAAUUUCAUAAAAGGAGUGCCAAAUUCAGUGAAGGAUUAUGAAACAAAACAAAUUAUUUGUGGACCAUUAAAAAUCAUGGAAUUUCUUAAUUUAGUCGGUGGUAAUAAUGGAAUUGGAAGAAUUGAUAUUGUUGAAAAUCGAUAUAUCGGAUUGAAGUCAAGAGGAAUUUACGAGUCACCAGGAACGAAAAUUCUUCACGAUGCACACAAAGAUUUGGAAAUUUAUCUUCUGGACAGAGAAGUCCUGAGACUCAAAUGUUAUUUGGCUGAUAAAAUGUCAGAUUACGUUUACAAUGGUUUUUGGUUUUCGCCUGAAUGCGAUUUUGUUAAAAAUUGUUUGGAGAAUUCCCAAGAAUUCGUUAGCGGAUCGGUUCGACUUCGACUUUAUAAAGGAAAUGUCUUCAUAAUGGGACGUUCGAGUGAAAUUUUGCUUUACAACGAAAAACUUGUCUCAAUGGAUGUGAAAGGUGAUUUUCAACCGGAAGAUGCUGGAGGAUUUAUUCGAAUUCAAGCGGUAAGAUUAAAAGAAUAUCAAAGAUUUAAGCUUCAACAGAAUUCGAAAAAAUUGAAUUAAAAAAAAGCGAGAAAGAGAAAGAACAGAGGAAGAAUGAAACAAAAGAAGGAAAUAAACAACAAUUAAUUCACUAUCGUACUCUCUUUUAUUCAAAUUAAUAAUUAAUUCAAAAUAACUUAUAUAUCUUAACUUAAAUUAUAUAUUUAUAUUUAUAUAAACUGAACUUAAAAU
Messenger RNA from Leptopilina heterotoma, 1472 nucleotides. RefSeq names its product argininosuccinate synthase (gene Ass). Gene Ontology annotation, biological process: urea cycle; L-arginine biosynthetic process. The record is from RefSeq and is a predicted model, not a curated record. NCBI's taxonomy places the organism in Eukaryota, Metazoa, Arthropoda, Insecta, Hymenoptera, Figitidae. Gene Ontology annotation, cellular component: cytoplasm. Gene Ontology annotation, molecular function: argininosuccinate synthase activity; ATP binding.